GACGCCCCUAAUUUAAAGUAUGAACACAUUUUUCAGAGUGUGGGGGAUAGAAGUGAGAAUAACCCAUAAUUGAAACAACUACUCUAUCGUCUUUGUAGUCUGUAGUGUCUCCUCGUCCCCACCCUUCAUUGAACCCCAGUGGGAAAUUAGCAACCAAUCCAAUCGAUCAAGUCUAGUGGAGUUGUAUCUCUUUUACAGUGGAUUAUUUCUUCCUCAAGCGUCUUCUUAAUCUUCCAUCCUCGCUUCAGCUUCUCUUUCUCUCUUUGGCGUCAGAAAACUAAAGCUCUAGUUUCUCUCCCUCAUCACAAGCCUUUUUAUUGCCGAAGCUGCAGAAGAACCAACCAUUUUCUCGUCUCCCAAACAGCAGAAAGAAAGGAAGAUGAGUCGUAGCCUCUUCUUGAAUCCGUUAUUACCGUUUGAAAUUCGUUCCAAUAGAAAGUUGUCGACCAUCUCGUGCACUGGUCUCGAUAACUCUCAAAAUACAACCUCAGAUGAACGGCAACUCAACCUCUCCGUUCUCCGAUUCACUUUCGGAAUACCCGGAUUGGAUGAGUCGUACUUGCCCAGAUGGAUUGGGUAUGCUUUUGGUUCGCUUCUGCUACUGAACCAUUUUGCAGGAUCAAAUUCAACAACCCCAGCACAACUUAGAUCAGAGGCUCUGGGUCUUUCUUUGGCUGGAUUCUCCAUUGUACUUCCCUACCUGGGGAAAUUUCUCAAGGGUGCGACUCCAGUGGAUCAAGUGGCUCUCCCUGACAGCGCUGAGCAGAUCUUUGCCAUGUCACAGAGUAUUGCAGAAAAUGUCAAGGAGGACUUGGCCUGGGGAACUUAUGUAUUAUUGCGCAACACAAACAGCAUAUCUGUGCUCAUAUUAGUUCAAGGUGCAUUGUGCGUACGUGGCUAUUGGAACACACCUCGAGAUGUAUCAAAAGUUGAUGCACUUGGUUGGUUUCAGAAACAGAUUCAGCAGAUCGGCUUCUCUGAUCUAAAGGACACCCUUUAUUUCCCCCAGUGUGCAGAUUCUGAAAUUUGGGAGAUACUCCCCAAAGGGACUCGUUCUAUAAUUGUACAGCCAGUGUGCCAAGCUCCAAAAGGCGAUGCCGAUCAGGAGGAGAAGAACGAGGGUUUUGUCCUUUUGGCUUCUAGCAUGAGUUAUGCAUAUAGCAAUAAAGACACAGCUUGGAUAGGAGCUGUUGCGAACAAAUUUAGAGGGAUAAGCAUUUUUGCUGAGCAGUAAUCCGUCUGGAAUGAUCCAUAUUUCAUUUUCACCCGCUCUCCUCUUAAAUGUGCGGUGCAGGUGUCGACUUUUGCGAGCUGCUUAUGGGUCGGUUUAUCAUUACUACCUUUUGUACAUUACAUACUCUCAAUGAAUUCUGAUCGUGUACAUAAUUGUAGUUGUACAUACUAAUUGCUACUUCUAUGGGCUAGUAUAAUACUAAAGUAGUAACUUUCUUUGAAGGUCAA
Rhododendron vialii is the source of this 1461-nucleotide messenger RNA. RefSeq names its product protein COFACTOR ASSEMBLY OF COMPLEX C SUBUNIT B CCB2, chloroplastic. Bases 380 to 1234 code for a protein of 284 amino acids. The record is from RefSeq and is a predicted model, not a curated record. Lineage: Eukaryota; Viridiplantae; Streptophyta; Magnoliopsida; Ericales; Ericaceae. The transcript is spliced from 7 exons. Gene Ontology annotation, biological process: cytochrome b6f complex assembly.